CAACAAUUUUCGAAUAAUAAAAAUAUUGUUGAAACUUUAUCAUUCAAAUCAUCAACAUCAUUAAAUGAUAUAACAUCAUCGAAAAGAAUCAAUGAUAAUGAUGCUGAGGAUAAACAAAGUCUUAGGGCAGAUAGUAAACACAUUGAUAACGAAGAUGUUGUUGAUGAAAAACAAAUUGAUCGAAACAAAAUGAAUGGAAAAAAAUUGAAAAAUUUUAAUGAAAAAUCAAUAAUGACAACAUCAACAUCAGGAAAAGAAUCAAAUCGACAUCAUCGCCAUCAUCAACAAAAACAACGACGUCAUAAUAAUAAUAAUCAUCAUCAUCAUCUUUAUAAUUCAUAUUCGGUUGAUCAUUGUUGUUCGAUAACUAAAUUGGACAAUCGAAAAAUUGAUUCAACAGCAAAAACAACAUCACCGACGACAUCGACAAAAUUACCAAAUUAUCAUCAUAAUUUAAAAAUGUCUUCCGAAUCAGAUAUUAAUUUAGCUUUAAAUCAACAAAAUCAUCAAUGUAAACCAGAUUCAUCA
Messenger RNA from Dermatophagoides pteronyssinus (European house dust mite), 528 nucleotides. RefSeq lists its product as uncharacterized. NCBI's taxonomy places the organism in Eukaryota, Metazoa, Arthropoda, Arachnida, Sarcoptiformes, Pyroglyphidae. The record is from RefSeq and is a predicted model, not a curated record.